Messenger RNA from Bacidia gigantensis, 825 nucleotides. RefSeq lists its product as uncharacterized. Lineage: Eukaryota; Fungi; Ascomycota; Lecanoromycetes; Lecanorales; Ramalinaceae. The record is from RefSeq and is a predicted model, not a curated record. The transcript has a single exon. Bases 1 to 825 code for a protein of 274 amino acids. Gene Ontology annotation, molecular function: rRNA (uridine-N3-)-methyltransferase activity. Gene Ontology annotation, cellular component: cytoplasm. Gene Ontology annotation, biological process: rRNA base methylation.
AUGGGCAAACACAGAAGCCAAAAACGCCAAAAGCAAUCAUCCAAGGCACAUACCAAGUCAAAGCAAUCUGAUCCAUUUCAGAAGACGCCAAGCAGGAAACCCGAAAACAGCGAGCUAAAACAACCCCCCACCAUCCCCUUCUCGCCUGAUCAUCGCAUCCUCCUCAUCGGCGAAGGCGACUUCUCUUUUUCUCGCGCCCUCAUCGAUCAUCACAGCUGCACGUGUCUGUGCGCCACGAGUUUCGACUCGCAAUCAUCCAGCCUUUCCAAGUACCCUCAAGUGGCUGCCACCAUCACCACUAUAGCAAAAGCUGAGAAUUGCAAAGUUGAAUACAACAUUGACGCCACGAAGCUUGGCCACCCUGGGCAUAUUGGCAGCGGAAGCAAGAUCCUACGCAGAGGCAAUUGGGACCGCAUUGUUUUCAACUUUCCGCACGUCGGUGGGUUGACCAAGGACGUGAAUCGGCAGGUCAGAGCCAACCAGGAGCUCGUUGUGGGCUUCUUUAGGGCUGCGCUACCGCUGCUUGCACAUGAUGGUCAAAUCAUCUUGACAAUCUUUGAAGGCGAACCCUAUGAGCUUUGGAGUGUGAGGGAUUUGGCAAGACAUGUGGGGUUAAAGGUGCAGAGGAGUUUUAGAUUUCAAGCCGGAGCUUAUCCUGGAUAUAAGCAUGCGAGAACUUUGGGGAAUAUUGAGGGUAGUGGCGGAUGGAAGGGAGAAGACAGACCAGCGAGGACGUAUGUCUUUGAGUCGCAUGAGGGACAAGAUCGCGCACCUCCGUCUGCGAAACGAAAACGAGAUGAAAGUGAUUCGGAUAGUGACCAAUGA